AUGGUGGUUGAUCAUGGUGGCAUGAUAGGGUUAGGGCUACUCGUCUUGACAAAAGGUAGAAGUGGCGGACAACGGUGGCGGAAAAGGUGGACUUCCAGGGCGUCGAUUGCAUCUUUGGUGGAGACAGGUGGUGGUGCGCUGCUUGUGUGUGAUGUUGCCGGAGUCAGGGAAGAACACCUGACGUCGCGAGGGAAUAUAAAUUGGGAGAAGCCAUAUUUCGAAAAAGUAGACUUGCUUUCAGCGUCGUUUCGUGUAGAUUCUCUCACCAUCUGUUUCGAUAAGAACCCUCUCCCCGAAAUCCCAAAUAUCUUUCUUUCCUCCUCUCUUCUCUCCUUUUACUCGGCUUUUGAUCCAACAGGUAUAAUGAUUAAAUUGUUUAAAGUCAAGGAGAAACAAAGAGAACUUGCAGAAAAUUCUAAUGGCAAACCACCUGUUAAGAAGCAAAGUGCAGGCGAAUUGCGUCUUCACAAAGAUAUAAGUGAAUUAAACCUACCCAAGACAUGUAGCAUAUCAUUCCCAAAUGGAAAAGAUGAUCUCAUGAACUUUGAAGUAACCAUUCGGCCUGAUGAUGGAUACUACUUAGGUGGCACAUUUACAUUCACCUUCCAGAUUUCAUCCAUCUAUCCCCAUGAAGCACCAAAGGUCAAAUGCAAAACUAAAGUUUAUCACCCCAACAUUGACUUGGAUGGAAAUGUUUGCCUCAACAUUCUUCGUGAAGAUUGGAAACCAGUCCUCAACAUAAACACCAUCAUCUAUGGCUUGUAUCAUCUUUUCACGGAGCCGAAUCAUGAGGAUCCAUUGAACAGAGAGGCAGCUGCAGUGUUGAGAGACAACCCGAAGAUGUUUGAGUCGAAUGUGAGAAGAGCAAUGGCGGGUGGGUAUGUGGGCCAGACCUUCUUCACCAGGUGCAUAUGAAGUAUGAAGUCAUGGUGGAAAUAAGUCUGUGUUCCCAAGGGUCUUUUUUGCAAAUUGGGAGAAAGUUUGGGGGGUUGAAGGUGUUUAUGCAAAAAUCAAAAUGGUAUUUGUUUGUUUGUAACUCUGUUGAAUGCCAUUGUUUCGGGUCUCACUUGUCAUAUUGUCUUGUAAAACUAUGAUGUGUUUCUGGGAAGAUAAAAGAAUCUCAUGUUAAUGUUGAUGUUGCUUCAUUCUCUUGUUAUAUUCUCUUUUGUUUAUUAUAUGUAGAAACCAAUUUUAUGUGUAUAUAAUGACAUUAUGUCAUUAUAUGGGAGAUGAGAUAAACCAUUCACAAAAAUCACACCUUGAGUGUGUGUUCUUGUAGCGUUUGAGUUGUUAUGGAGUUGCACAUAAGAGAUAAAAAG
This is a messenger RNA of Lactuca saligna, 1319 nucleotides long. NCBI's taxonomy places the organism in Eukaryota, Viridiplantae, Streptophyta, Magnoliopsida, Asterales, Asteraceae. The record is from the annotation of a GenBank genome assembly.